Molecule: messenger RNA, 1089 nt
Organism: Gracilinanus agilis (Agile Gracile Mouse Opossum)
Lineage: Eukaryota; Metazoa; Chordata; Mammalia; Didelphimorphia; Didelphidae
Gene: PLPP4
Product: phospholipid phosphatase 4
Exons: 9
Coding region: 1-1089 (362 amino acids)
Biological process (GO): phospholipid metabolic process
Molecular function (GO): phosphatidate phosphatase activity
Source: RefSeq, a predicted model, not a curated record
AUGGCUCCAAAUGUGCUUUAUAAUUACAGAAACCAUAGUUAUGAUAAGGUUUUACGGAGUUGCAAGUGGAAACUAAUGGAAAGAGAGCUGCAGUUAUUCAAACAAAAUGCUUUUGUUAAUGCAAUUGCUGUUGGUUUUAUCCUGCCAGCCCAACAGUCCACCAGCCCACCAGCCCACCAGUGUGCCAGUGCGCCAGCCUGCCAGCCUGCCUGCCGCUUGCUUUCACUGCUGCUGCCUUUUCACACCCAUCUGCUUGAGCCAGCAUUCCACACCGCUCCCUACCCAGCCUGCAGCUUGCGAAUCUUAGCUGUUUUAUUCCAAAUGGACCAAUUUACAGAGUUUUUGGACCCAUUUCAGAGAGUCAUCCAGCCAGAAGAAAUAUGGCUCUACAAAAAUCCACUGGUGCAGUCAGAUAAUAUACCAACGCGCCUCAUGUUUGCAAUCUCUUUUCUCACACCACUGGCAGUCAUUUUUGUGGUGAAAAUCAUCCGGCGAACUGAUAAGACUGAAAUUAAAGAGGCCUUUUUAGCGGUUUCCUUGGCUCUAGCUCUGAAUGGAGUCUGCACAAAUACUAUUAAAUUAAUAGUUGGAAGACCUCGUCCCGAUUUCUUUUACCGCUGCUUUCCAGAUGGAGUAAUGAACUCUGAAAUGCACUGCACAGGUGAUCCUGAUCUGGUGUCUGAGGGCAGAAAGAGCUUUCCCAGCAUCCACUCUUCCUUUGCAUUUUCUGGCCUGGGCUUUACAACCUUCUACUUAGCUGGGAAGUUGCACUGUUUCACAGAGAAUGGGCGUGGGAAAAGCUGGCGACUCUGUGCAGCGAUUCUGCCUCUGUACUGUGCCAUGAUGAUCGCCCUGUCACGCAUGUGUGAUUACAAGCAUCACUGGCAAGAUUCUUUCGUUGGUGGAGUAAUUGGCCUCAUUUUCGCUUAUGUUUGCUACAGACAGCACUAUCCUCCUUUGGCUAACACAGCUUGCCAUAAACCUUACGUCAGUCUUCGAAUUCCGAGCUCCCUGAAGAAAGAGGAGAGACCUACUGCUGAUAAUGCUUCUGGGAUGCCACUUGAGGGAAUAACAGAAGGACCAGUAUGA